Messenger RNA from Polyodon spathula (Mississippi paddlefish), 4411 nucleotides. It is a transcript of the gene radx, whose product is annotated as RPA1 related single stranded DNA binding protein. Gene Ontology annotation, cellular component: replication fork. Gene Ontology annotation, biological process: regulation of DNA repair. Gene Ontology annotation, molecular function: single-stranded DNA binding. The transcript is spliced from 15 exons. NCBI's taxonomy places the organism in Eukaryota, Metazoa, Chordata, Actinopteri, Acipenseriformes, Polyodontidae. Bases 564 to 3167 code for a protein of 867 amino acids. The record is from RefSeq and is a predicted model, not a curated record.
UUAACUCAGCAUUAUUCAAAUCUUCCGCCGUCCCUACGCAGCAGUUGAGUGUUUAGCAACAGUGGGUUACUCGUCAUCAUAAACACAACAACAACAACAACAACAACAACGGAGGAAAGCAUAUCCUAGUUAAAAGAAAAAGAAAGAAAGAGACAAAAUCUAAUCAUUGCAGAUUCCGCGCGAAGCAGGAAGUAAGGGUAAACUUGCAUGACACACUUUAUAAUAAGGUGGGUGACACUGACUAAUCUACUUAAAACAAAGUUUGUUGGCGUGGUGUUUGUUUGUUAGGUUGGCUUUACUUUUUGCAGUGCCCGUGUCAGCAGUUAAAUGGAUAGAUUGUGUUUUAUUUUUGUGUGUGUGUGUUUGUUUUAGUGUCCCGUUUACUUUAUAUUGCCCGCUGUGAAAAUGUUAACAAUGUGAUCUAAGUCGUGCAUCCAGCGUGCAACUCUUUAAAACCGUGCAGCGCAUCAGCUAGUAACUUUGCUGCAGACAGUAUUUAUUUUCGGCGGUAAACUUGCAGAAUUCAGUUGGGAGCUAACUGUGCACCUCUUCGGUCUGCAAGUAUGGCAGUCUCUUCAAAUCAGACGACAUCAGAGAUAGCUACGGCUUUUGAGAAACUCUUCUACUCGAGUACACUGAGGCUGGUAAGAAGACACGACGCGGGGUGUGUUAGCGUUUUGGCAGUUGAGAGGUAUGUGACAGUACCAGGACCGAGUGUGAAUAACAAUAAGCCGAUCACCACCUGCUACUACAGUUACGACGUGACCGUAACUGACGGAGUGUACCGGGCCAAGUGUCAGUUGGCAUCCGAGCUCAACUCGCUGGUGCACAAGUGCUUUCUGCGGUCCGGGGUGGAAAUCAAAAUCGUCCAGUGCGCUUUCCUAUACAACGAGAAGUGCCUUCGCCCGGGCUGCGUCUUGCUUGAGGGCAUAGAGUUCGGUCGGGAGCGCUCGCCACUUCUCCAAACACUGACCGAAGAGGAUGUGGAAAGGCUCCCCUUCUUUACAAGCCGGUUGAGGAAUGUGUUGGCCCAGAGCGACGGACCUCUCAAGGUGGAGAAGAAACAUUACUUGCCGCUCUGGAACAACGACGAUCCCUACGGAGUGUUAUGGAAAUGUGACAUCGCACCACCACGCAGUGUCCCGGCCCUUGAGUAUAACUUGUCCAGGGGCAUUCACUUGUGCGACCUGGAGUUGUUCUGGGGGUGCACGUCUCGGUUUCCCCCUGUGCUGGUCAGGGUCAUGUACAAGUCCAGACUGAGAUUCUUCGGGAAACCUGAAGGGAGUAUUGACAUUCCUUACCUGGCGUAUUUUGAAGUUGCGGACUGCACGGGCCUGAUGUCCAUGGUGCUGUGGAACGAAAUGUGUACAGAGUGGUACCAGAAGCUGCACGUGGGCACUGUGAUCCUGGUCGAGAACUAUGCCAUGAAACAGGCCUUCGAGUCGAGGACACAGCCCACCCCAGCAGACCCCAGCAUGACCGUGCUCAGAUCAACAGAAAUCAGUGUGAAUGCAGUGGCUCCCACAGGUAAAAUCACCAUAAUCCCACAGCAGGCUGUGAAACCCAAAUGGAAAUUACCAGAUGUCACCUACAAGUUUGUCAGCAGGUGCCAGCUGGACAGUCUCUCUCCAGGAGACACCUGUGAUGUCAUUGGCCUGGUGACCUUCGUUGGGAGAUGUGAGCGAAUAAAAAAGAAAGAUGAAGCUGAACGUUACUGGUCAUACCGCUGGGUCCAUAUUGUGGAUGAAACGACAGAGCAGCCGUUUAUACUGGAGAUUUUCGCCUCAUCACAGCCUGAAGCUUUUAGCAAUAUUUACCCAAUGUCAUACCUAGUCUGCACACAGAUGAGGGUGGUUGGGGAAGCUCGUGGCCAUCAUAUGAACUACCUCACGUCUUCCAAUGAGUCCCGGGUAUAUAGUGCAGGAUAUCACAAGGGCCAGCCAUACGUCUCCGAUCCCAAAGUGAAGAGCUUUAUCCAGUGGACUAAAACCCUAAGCGAGGAAGCCGUGCUCCAGAAGACUGUGAUGGGGGGAUACUACCGCUUCCCUCAUUCUCCGGACACGUUUACACCGAGCAGUGACAGCAGUGAAGCUCCGUCCCUGACCUGUACCAGUGAGCUGCAGCAGGAGAUCGAGGAGCUGCAUUACCGGGAGCGGCGGUGCCUCGCAGUGCAGGGCUUCAUCGCUGCCGUGCGCUACGUGGCCUGGCCAGCGGCACGGGGGGGGUCUGGGCGGCGGCCCGCGCAGCCUGUGCCAGCGGCAGCGUCCUCCUCUGAAACCCAGGAGCCCCGAGACAAGGCUCACCAAGGAGCCCCAGUGGCCCGGGCAGGAGCUGGCACCCCACUGUCUGAAUCAGGGGAGCAGGAUAACCGCACCACGGGCACUUCAGCGAAGCAAACCAGAAGCCCCUACAACUUAAGGGUGACCAAGCGUCGAUAUUGCACAGGAGCUGCCAGCCAAACACGAAGGUCGACCAAGACCCAGCAUCUGAAGAGGAGCCGUCCACAGCAGGAAGACUCCGAGCAACCUGGCCCAGCAGGUUGCCAGAGCAGCAGUGACACGCUUGCAGUGGUGACUCUGGAGGAAGUGUCCAGCCCCUCCUGGGAGUGUGGAAUCUGGUCAGCUGUGCAGCAGCACCUGUCUGUGCACCUCAGUCACAGCCUGCACUCUGCAAGCGUUCCUCGCAAGUUUGACUACAAGCGCAGAGAGUUUCUAAUGCAGCAGCAUAACCUUCACCCAGCCAGGUGGCAGCCUCCUCCAGCAGCUGCCACAGCUUGUGAUGCAGAAGAGUUCACCCCUGUUUGCAACCAUGGAUACUAUAUAGUGACAAUAAUGGGAGUAACCCAGCAGGUGGCCAUAGACGCUGUGUUCCUGCCUGUGACGUCUCCUGAUGAUCCCAGGAGGGUGGGUCGGCCCCAGGCACCCCAUGACAACACGCUGCUCUCCUGCCUGACAGAGGGGUUUGUUUCCCCGGAGAGCACAGGCACCGCAGGCCGGGGUGGGGCUCAGCAAAGCUUCCCCUCUCCAGGUGAGAUCAUGCGGACGGCAGGGAGCCUGGACAGAGUGCAAGUCAUCUGUCUUCUAGACCUUUACCAACUUGGAGGAGGCCAGGUGGAGGUUUUUCUCAACAAACUCUACAGGCUAACUGAUAUUGCAGUGAAGGUUUAAGAAGCGACUUCCCGCAAGGAUAUGAAACUUCUUUACGAGAAUCGACUGGCCAGUGUGUGUCACUGUGUCCGAACACAGUUAAAACGGCCUGUUUCUUUGUUCCAUCUGCUUUCUGCAGCUCCCAGACAAGUAUGUCUUGAAUGUUUGUUACAGUGUUUUUGCUGUUCUGUUGUUAUUUUUUCAAUCAAUAUUCACAGAGUUUUUGUGGUGUUUUUCUUUUUGUAUUUCUUUUUUAUAUAACUCUAGUUUUGCAAUACUGAUAGCAUACUUGAAUGACAUUAAAAUUGAUGCACUGGUAUAAAAAGCUUUAAAACAAACAAUUGAUAAAUACAUUCCAUCUGUGUUCUGCAGUUUCACUGGAAACCUGUCGUAAACCAGAGGCAAAGCUGGUGGGUAAACCAAGUGCUUUAGUCUGGGAUGUAGCACUGUUUGCUAUUUUUGAAUUCUCUCUCUCUAGAUAUAGAUACAGCCAUAGAUGUGUUUAGAAAAUCAGUUGACCACAUCAAUGAUAUGGUGUAUUGAUGUGGUAAACUUACUUUCUAAUUGCCCUAAUCUUGAGGUAGAAUGCCAGUGUGACAGAGGAGAGCUGUGUAUCAUAACAGGGGAAGGUUCAUUAGAACUGACCGUAGGUAUGAGCCACAGUGUGCAAUGCAGCAAACCAGUACGGAUUCCCAAAUCGUGAACCCUUUGGCUCUUAUCAGUGCUGUGUGCACUUUUUUUUCUGUUAAGCCACAAUUGCCCAAGGAUUGUUAAACAUCAGAGAGAGAUAGUCUUUGACUGAAUGUACAGCUAGGCACUGCAAUAUUUCACAGGUUUACUUCCCUCUCUAAAAGCGAAUCAAGGUUCACUAAGAUAACAAGGAGCACUGCAGCUGACGCAAACACGGUUUAUAUUACUAGGGAAGGUAUCGGCUUACUCUCAACAAGAACUGCUCUCUCAGUGCAAUUGCAAGAUCAGAGCGGGACUGAACUCGUCUUUACAGGAUCUCUCCCCAUAUAUAAAACAAAACAACUGCAGAAUGGGCCGCAAGAGAGGUUGUUGCUUUCCAUUGCUUUGGUUUGUUGUGUUGGUUUUCCAGUCCUCUGCCGGAGCCUCUGUGGUUUGGACAGCCUUGUUGGAGAUUAGCUACAAGAGCCCAGGUAGCAUGGUGACUGUGAACGAGGUGUGCGAGUGUGGGCUCUAUGGUCUGGACUCCCCGCUCCGCGAGGCCUCUGGAGUGGUGGGCAUUCCCAUCUCUCAGGAUC